CUCUCUAAUACACUUUACAUAUAUUUAUAAUUGAAUAUAAUUCGCACACAAGUAUAACCGAAAUACAAAUAUAUAUAUAAUUGGUUAUAUUAUGAUGCUGCGCAGGUAGCUCCGCCCUCUAAUGGCUGUCCGGUGCUGGCGCUUGUGUUGCCAGGUGCUCGGGUUUAAAUCGUUAUUCUGUUCCUAAUUUUUCCUUUUCAUUUAUUUUCAUUAUUUGUUAGCGUCAUACGUAAUAAUACACCUGUAAUAAAAGGAUGAUAUUUAUGAUCGCGGUGAGUUGUAAAAUUUCUGGUAUAGAGCUCGUGUUAAUUCCAUCCAGUAACUUUGUUUCACACAGACCUGGCAACCCUGGCAGCAUUAACCCUGCAACAACAUUCAUUCAUUGAUUAGUUGGAAAGGCUGCGCUUGCUGUCUGAAGGGUGCCGGAUGUAGUUGAAGGACCUGUCCUGUGGUCCCCCCUCAACACUCCUCUCAUAUUCCCUGCACUGCAUGGCUUCACCUGACCGCAUCUCUCCUCCCGUCACCGUAGCCCUGAUCCGGCAGCCCCUCAUGCUUUGCACAAGGGCUGCUCACAGACUGCCUCAUGACUGCCUGGAUUGUUCUGCCAGUCAGCCUGUCGGCAUUCUCCAUCACAGGGAUAUGGAUAGUGUAUGCCAUGGCAGUGAUGAACCACCAUGUGUGUCCAGUCGAAAACUGGACGUAUAAUGUGACUUGUAAUGAGGAAACAGCUAAGAGGGGCUUCCCCAAGACCUGCUGUACUCCACAGGACAUCCCUCUCAUCAGUAAAUGCGGCUGUUACCCACCUGAGAGCUGUCUCUUCAGUCUCAUAGGCAACGUCGGGGCUUUUAUGGUUGUGAUGAUUUGUAUGUUGCGUUACGCUCAUGUGAUCGAGCACAGCCACCACUGCUGGGUCAACACCAGUGCGCUGGUGUCGGGUUGUGUCAACGCUCUGGGACUCGUCAUGGUGGGCAACUUCCAGGUCGACCAUGCGAAGACUCUGCACUACGUGGGGGCCGGUGUGGCAUUUCCAGCAGGUCUGCUAUUCGUGUGUCUGCAGUGUGUGCUCACAUACCGCAUGGCCGAGACAGCGCUGGACUUCUGGAUGGCCCAUGUGCGCGUGGCUCUGUCAGCUGGAGUGCUGAUCUCUCUCAUCCUCAGCGGCAUCUUCUUCAUUCACGAGAGCUUCGAGUUGCAGCACGCUGCCGCCAUCUGCGAGUGGAUCUUCACGGUCCUCGUCCUGGUCUAUUACGGAACCUUCACCUACGAGUUUGGCAGCGUCAGCAGCGACACCAUGAUGGCCGCCCUCGUCAACGGCAGGCUGCACGACACCUCGAGCGCAGGAGUCAUCGUAGGAGGCAUGGGGAAAAGCGUGCCCAUGGGCUGUGGUGCUCGCAGCAUGAAGUCACCCGGGGGAAGCGGCACCUCCACACACCUCAACUGCACCCCUGAGAGCGUGGCCAUGUUAUAGUGAACGGAGGAGAGGUUAGGGCUCAGGUAAAUCACGGAUUUAAAUCCUACCGAUCCGUGAGGUGCUGGUAGAGAGCAAUCGAUCAAGUGUAGAGUUCAUGCAAGUGAAAUGCGCUGAUAAAGUUACGUGUAAUAUGAAGAAUAAUAAUACUUUCUUGAAAGCUUGUUAGCUUUCCAACACUAAAUAUGUAUUAAAGAGGGAAGUUAAGGUCCUUUCUAGUCAACAUUAGCUGUAUAAUAUAGUUAUAAUAGGUCGAAGAAGCAACAGGUUAUUAGAAUCACCAUGUAGUUACUCCAUUAUUAUUAUUAUUAUUAUUAUUAUAUUUUACAUUUAUCUACAUUCAUAAUGCCUGGGCCAAACUUCAAGAUUGAUAGAAUGUUAAAAAUGUAAUGGACCCCAAUUAUAAUCACAGAUUUUGACAGAUCAUGCAGUUAUCAAACUUCACGUUACAGUAUUUACUCAGAGAAAAAAUCCCACACACUUUGAAGUGACGUGUCGUUCGUAAUGAGUCAUCUCUUUUAAGCCAGCUCUUGUAAGGCAGCUUUACACUGUAUAAUUUCAAAAAUCGCAGGCAAAUU
This is a messenger RNA of Ictalurus punctatus (channel catfish), 2046 nucleotides long. RefSeq names its product transmembrane protein 150Ab (gene tmem150ab). The record is from RefSeq and is a predicted model, not a curated record. Gene Ontology annotation, biological process: protein localization to plasma membrane. The transcript has 8 exons. Lineage: Eukaryota; Metazoa; Chordata; Actinopteri; Siluriformes; Ictaluridae. The coding region runs from base 584 to 1468 and encodes 294 amino acids.